AUGGACCCUUUUGCAGCACUGUAUGGUAAGCAGUGUCGUUCUCUACUGAGUUGGGACGAUGUUGGUGAGCGAGAGAUUUUUGGGCCGGAGUUAAUUGACAGAUCAGUUGAUGCAGUCAGGAUCAUUCGGGAGCGACUUCGCAUAGCACAGGACAGAUUCAAGCAUUGGGCAGAUGCGAAGCGCCGGUACUUGGAGUUUCAGCCAGGAGAUCAUUUACGGAAAUACGUCGGAAAUUUGAGACAUGUCGUAGAUUUCUCAGAGAUUAAGGUGCGAUCCGAUUUGACAUACGAGAAGCAGCCAGUGGAAAUUUUGGACCGAAGGGAGAAGACCCUCCAUAACAAGACCGUCUCGCUUGUUCGUGUGAUGUGGCACCUAGAUUCUCCUGAAGAGUUGACUUGGGAAACCGAGCCUGAGAUGCUACAGCAAUACCCUCAUUUAUUUCCUGAAUCUUAG
Molecule: messenger RNA, 453 nt
Organism: Asparagus officinalis (garden asparagus)
Lineage: Eukaryota; Viridiplantae; Streptophyta; Magnoliopsida; Asparagales; Asparagaceae
Exons: 2
Coding region: 1-453 (150 amino acids)
Source: RefSeq, a predicted model, not a curated record